ACACACACUGGCAAAACCAUCCCUACCCGACCUAAAAACAGUGUAAGGAUUUGCUAGCUUCUUCUAAGACCAUCCUUACAGUAAUCAACACAUCUCUUCUAGGAUCCAUUAAUGUGGCUGCUAAUUAAUAGCUAUAGCCCAGAGUCAAACCUGCUCUUCCUUUCAGAAAUCCCACUCAACACACUUGCAGACACUCAUCACUAGCACCUUAAAGAUGUCUGUUUUAUCCAUUACAGGUCCAAACUCAGGUAUUUUCAUCCCUCUCCUCCACUGUCUUCUUGCUCAUUUCAGCUUCCAAAAUAUAUUGUGUAUUUUACAGAUGUAAGAAAGUUCUGGGGCAACCACUGAAAGGGGCAAUUUAUAAAAAUAAAAUGAACUGAAAACUAAUGGUUAACCUGGGUAAGACUAGGAGGUCUUCAGUAUGUAUUUAUAAAUGCCCAAAACUGUGGUAUUACUUUUGACCUAUACUAUCUUGUUCCAGAACAUCUGCCAUUUGGAGUCUCUAAAUAUUUAAAGUCAUCGAUAUCAAUAAAUAAAUAAAUCACAUAGCUCGCCCAUAUAACUAUUCUUUGUAGCAUUUAAAAUGAUCUAAGUCACGAAAAUGUCAACACCUGAAGUCAGCCAUUGUAGAAUUAGAAGGUGUGUUUAUUAGAUAAACAUAUAUCUGUUCAUCGAUCAGUAAGUAGAAACUCAGCAGAGGGGAAAAAAGUGAUAUAAAGGCCUCUUUCACAGUUCUCACAAUGUAAUCAACACAAUAACAGGAGCAAAGAAUUUCAUCUCAGUAUCCCCAUAUGAAAAACUAUGAAACCUCACUGAAAAUGUUAAUAAUUUCCAAUGAAAUGUAGCAUCUAACGCAAAUCAAUUGUUUCAAUACUGCGAUGCAUAAUCUGAUAAAUUUUAGGUGUUAGUCAGCAUAUGCUGAGAUGGGUGAAGGAUUACAGGAAAUCUCCGUGCAUGAGAUGACAAUGUGAGCAGCUCACAGGAAAUUUACCUGCACAGCAACACGCGGCAGAUAAUCUACCAGCACACAAAGAAGCCAAACACCUCACACUCCAUCCCAGCUGUUGCGAAAGGGGAAAUUAUGCUCCAUGGAUGAGGUGCAAAAUUUCAGUGACUCUAUAAUGGCCGAGACUUUCACGGGCACAACUGAAUCUUCCUACCACGAUAGCAACGACUCCAGUAUAGUCACCACCAUAGACUACUACUUCUACUCUGUUGAUGUGUCCGAUUGCAACACGAAUGGCAGCGCCAACGAGAUGCCCAACUUCCAGCCCAUACUUUUCUCUGUCGUCUUUGCCCUCGGCUUUGCAGGCAACAGCACAGUCGUGUGGAUUCUCAUGAAGCUGAUGAAGCUGAAGAGCGUGUCGGACAUCUGCCUGCUCAACCUGGCUGUCUCGGACCUGGCGGUCACGCUCUCGCUGCCCAUAUGGGCCUAUUACACGGUGGCCUACGAACUCACCAGCAACGUGCUGUGCAAGGCAAUGGUCUUCAUAUAUCAGAUUGGGUUCUACAGUGGGAUCCUGUUUGUGACACUAAUGGGCAUCGACCGCUACCUGGCUAUAGUUCAUGCCGUGGCUACAAUGAGAGUAAGGACAGUGAGGAACGGCACAGUGGUUAGUGCUGUUAUUUGGAUGGUUUCCAUCCUUGGUGCGCUUCCGGAGACGAUCUUCUAUAGCAUAUCAGAAGAAGAGAAUAAGUGUAUUCCGGUCUAUCCUAAUAAUUCGGAAAAGACCUGGAAACUCUUCCAAAACAUCCGGGAAAACGCAGUAGGUCUCUUCAUCUCACUGCCCAUAAUGAUGUUCUGCUACAUCAGCAUCCUGGCUGUGUUAAUGAGGUCCCGGAAUUCCAAAAAGCACAGGGCGAUGAGGUUGAUCUUCACCAUUGCCUUGCUAUUUGUAGUAUUCUGGGUUCCCUACAACAUAGUCAUCUUCCUCAAAUCCUUACAGGAAUACGGCUUUCUGAACAACUGCAAGAGCUCCCAAGGAAUCAAUCUGGCACUUGGUGCCACGGAGACAAUCGCACUCAUUCACUGCUGUGUCAACCCAAUUAUAUAUGCUUUUGUGGGAGAAAAGUUUAGGAAAAACCUCAUUAAUGAGCUGUCGAGAUUCCCACUCUGCGGAUACCUCUGCAAACUGCAGCCGGUUCAUAUCAAAAACUCAGAAAAUGACACAUCAAAUACUUCGGCGUGAUUUUCAAACAUUCUCAUUCCAUCAAAGGGUAUUAUACUGAAGCUUGUUUAAUGACACAUGACAACAUAUUCAGUAUAUCCUUAUAUAGCUUGUUCUGAGUUUUCCUUUCAGAUUUAAUAUAUACAGUAUAAUUACAUGAAAUGCUUCUUUAUGGUUUCCCAGAAGGUAUCGCCACCUUCGCACUCAGUUCAUUCAGCUUAAAUCAUUUAAAUCUACUCUCUCAUCUGUCACUACAGGUGUGCCCCAGGGCUCUGUCCUGGGGCCCCUUCUUUUUAUCAUCUACCUACUUCCCCUCGGUAAUAUUUUACGUAAAUUUAAUGUUAAUUUCCACUGCUAUGCGGAUGACACCCAACUCUACCUCACUACAAAGCCCUCAGCCACUUUACCACCCACUACUCUCAUUGAUUGUAUUGCUGAAAUAAAAUCCUGGUUUACUCUUAACUUUCUUAAACUUAACAGUGAUAAAACUGAAGUUAACCUCAUUGGUAGUAAAUCCACAUUAUCCAAAACUAACAGUUUCUCUAUCAUAGUUGAUAACUCCUCCAUUUCACCAUCCCCGCAGGUUAGGAGUCUGGGUGUCAUCCUUGAUAGCACACUAUCAUUUCAAUCACACAUUAAUAAUAUUACCCGGUCAGCCUACUUUCAUUUAAGAAAUAUUAAUCGUCUCCGUCCAUCUCUUACCCCCUAUUCUGCAGCCAUUCUUGUUCACAGUCUAGUGACUUCCCGUCUAGACUACUGCAAUUCACUUCUCUUGGGUCUCCCUCACAAGUCCCUUCGUAAACUUCAACAAGUCCAGAAUUCAGCUGCCCGAAUUAUUACCCGAACCCCAUCUGUCCACCACAUCACUCCUGUUCUUCAGCAGUUACACUGGCUCCCUAUACAGUUCCGUAUCCAGUUUAAAGUCCUCUUGCUGACAUUCAAAGCCAUCCACAACCUUUCUCCCCCCUAUUUAUCUGACCUCCUUCAUGUUUCCAUUCCAUCUCGCUCUCUCAGAUCCUCUUCCUCAUUAUAUUUGUCUGUUCCACCUGCCCGUCUUACCACAAU
Messenger RNA from Paramormyrops kingsleyae, 3233 nucleotides. Lineage: Eukaryota; Metazoa; Chordata; Actinopteri; Osteoglossiformes; Mormyridae. The record is from RefSeq and is a predicted model, not a curated record.